Messenger RNA from Morchella sextelata, 468 nucleotides. RefSeq lists its product as uncharacterized. Gene Ontology annotation, molecular function: RNA polymerase II general transcription initiation factor activity; TBP-class protein binding. The transcript has 3 exons. Gene Ontology annotation, cellular component: transcription factor TFIIA complex. The coding region runs from base 1 to 468 and encodes 155 amino acids. NCBI's taxonomy places the organism in Eukaryota, Fungi, Ascomycota, Pezizomycetes, Pezizales, Morchellaceae. The record is from RefSeq and is a predicted model, not a curated record. Gene Ontology annotation, biological process: transcription initiation at RNA polymerase II promoter; RNA polymerase II preinitiation complex assembly.
AUGCCACCCGCCAUCCCCCCGGGCCUCAACCCCCUCCAAAUCUACCGCCAAACCAGCCUCGGCACCUCCCUCGCCGAUUCAAUCGACACCCUCAUCCAGCGCAGCGCCAUGACCGAAGCCGCCGCCAACAUGCUUAUGCAGCAUUUUGACCGCGCCAUGACCGCCCGCCUCACUACAGACCUUAAGUCCACGAUCUCUAUCAAUGGCAAAAUCGAAAACUACCGCUUCUGCGACGACAUCUGGUCAUUCACCAUCAGCGACGCCGCCGUCAGGAUCUCACGCGCCGGCGGCCCGCGUGAGAAGGAUUCCGUCUAUGUUAAUGGGCAGAUCAAGCUUACAGCAUGGAAUGGAGUGCCAGUGCUGGCAGCAGCGGUAGAAGAGGAUGAAGGUGGGGGAAGGGGGAGAAGUAAGGGUAAGGGGAGGGGGAAGGGAAAGGGGAGGGCUAGGGGUGGCAAGGGAAAGGAGUAG